Fusarium subglutinans is the source of this 5418-nucleotide messenger RNA. RefSeq lists its product as uncharacterized. The record is from RefSeq and is a predicted model, not a curated record. The coding region runs from base 1 to 5418 and encodes 1805 amino acids. NCBI's taxonomy places the organism in Eukaryota, Fungi, Ascomycota, Sordariomycetes, Hypocreales, Nectriaceae. The transcript has a single exon.
AUGACUCCCUCUAUGAGCUGGCGAGCCCUCGUGGCUAUCACCCUGACGGUUUCAGCUUCUGCAUAUCCCCAUCAAACAUACCCCAACCUUGUCCCACGUGCAGGAUGUCCCAUCCCUGACAUUUGCACCUGGGGCAGUUGCACCAACACCACUAUUGGUCUUGAUCCCCGAAACUGUGGAAAGUUUGGUAACUCUUGUGAGCCCUCAGAGAUCUGCAUUGCUGGUCUCUGUCUCCCGCUUGAUCUCGGUACAGAUGACUGUCCUACCGCAUGUAAGCCCGGUCAACUGUGCACCAACGGCGAGUGUGUCUCCAUCGAAAUCGCAAUUGAUCCUCUCAACUGUGGAGGAGAAUCCUGUGAUCCUUCAUCUCUCUGCAUCAACCAGCAAUGCCAAAAGAUCGAUAUCGGCUCAGAUCCUGCAUCUUGCGGCCCUUCCAAUACCAAAUGUGAUGCUGGAAGCUGGUGUCUAUACGAUACCUGCGUUCCCUUUAUCCUCGGUACCGACGUUCAAGCCUGCGAUGAGAGAACUUCAUGUUCUCUCGGUACAUCUUGCCAGGACGGAUACUGUCGACAAAUAUUCCUUUCGACCGAUAUAAACAGUUGCGGAGAAGAUUCCCAGGCCUGCACUGCUGGGCAAGUCUGCGUCUCUGGGCAAUGUAAGUCCCUUGAUGACGAAGAUUCAAACAAGAACUGCGACAGACCCUGUGAGCCUGGCUCAUGGUGCUUGGGUGGCGAAUGUGUACCGAUCAGUAUCUCGACGGAUACUUCUCAGUGCGGUAGUAGCGCAGAACCAUGUGGCAAGGGUCAAGUCUGCGUCUCAGGGCAGUGCAUUAGCGACCUAGUUCACCAAGAAAGCAUCCCCAGGACAGCUUGCAGUCCUUCUGUACGCCUAGGAGAAUUUCCUUUCGGGCCAGGGGGAUCCUCGGACCAGAACAACAAUGGGGGCGGUCGCGAAGGUUCUCCCAAUGGCGCCACGUCGGGACAGGACGGAAAUCAGCAAGGAGGAGACUCUACUUCGAACAACAACGGUUCUGGUAGCUCUCCUGGCGGCGCUUCAGGCGGAGGUGGUCAGACUCAAGGUGGCCAAGGUGGCCAAGGUGGCCAAGGCGGCUUCCCGGAUUCACGCCCGGGUUCACGCCCAGGCUCCAACUCUGGCUCUGGUAACAAUCAGGGUGGCCCCGAUAACCUUGGCCCAGGUCGUCCGGGCCCAGGCGAGGAUGGAAAUGGGUUUCCAUCUUCAGCGUGCGAGCCAGAGUGCGCAUCGAACUUCAUCUGCGUCAGCGGAGAGUGCCUUUCAGUUUCGGACCCCUUAUCCUGCGGACCCUCUACCAACCUCAACCGUCUCUUCCAUCGGCAAAACGCUGUAUGUCCACCAGGUUAUGCCUGUAUCGACGACCGCUGCGUUCAAGUAGAUGGGCCCAUCAGCUGCGGCGGCUCUAUCUGCCCUGCCAACUAUGCCUGUAUCCAGGAGGCGUGCGUCCCUCUCGGGGAUCCCACCGACUGUGGUGGUGAGACGUGUGCCAGCGACGAGAUCUGCCUGGGUGAUACCUGUGUAUCGAACCCGGCCUUGGCAAGCUGCAUUGGCGUCGUUUGCCCUCCCGGACAGGUAUGCCAGAACGGAGACUGUGUUGCCAUUGGUUCGCCUGGUGCAAACGGUAACCCUCAAGGCAGCGGCGGCCGACCUGGCGGUAAUGGUGGUUCCAAUGGAGGCAAUAACGGUGGUGCCAAUGGAGGAGGCAGCGGUGCCACUCCCGGCAAUGGCUCUGGCGACGGCAAUGGCUCUGGCGGUUCUAAUGGAGGCGGCGGAGGAUCUGGUGGUGGUGGUUCCAACAAUGGGGGAGGCAACGGUGCCUCUCCUGGCGAUGGCUCAGGCGAUGGCUCAGGCAAUGGAGGUAAUGGCAAUGGAGGUAAUGGUAACGGAGGCUCCGGCAACGGUGGUAGUGGCAAUGGGGGCACAGGUGGUGGAUCCAACAGGGGAUCACCAGGCGGUAAUGGUGGUUCUCCUGGUGGUGGCUCUGGGAACGGACCAGACAGCGGCAACCCGGAAGGAAACGGGGGCCGACCUGGACCGGAUCUUGGUGGUGACGGCUCUUCUACUGGUAACGGUGGUGGAGAUGGUGGUGCAGCUGUAACCUCACCACCCGCAGGUACUGCUACGCGCUCGGGGGCUGGCAAUCUUCCAGGUUCAACAGCAUCCAGUGCUGAUGCCAGUGACGACGCGCCGAUUGUCAAUCCUGGCCCUGGCACGACUGGCGCCGAUGGACUCUCAGCUUCAACCACUAGCAUUCGAGGUCGUCCCGAUGGUAACGGUGGCUCAACUGGUUCAGAUGAGGGUGGCGGCGGUUCUCCUACGGAGACCAACGCUGCCACAUCUGAUGCCGGGCCUAUUGUCGGCCCUGGAUCUGAUUCAACAUACAUUUCGGAUGCCAGCACGAGAGUGACAGGCGGUGCAGAAGGUGGCGGCGGCUCUGAGAUUACGCUCAGUGGAACUGCUUUGCCCACUGACACCGACGGGGGGUCUCCUACCGACGGCGGUAGCUCCGCGGCCGGAGGUGCCGGUACCGAUACGACAGACAUUAACAACCCCGGUGGGCCGACUACUGACGGAAGUGGUAUCUCAGCUUCUGAGACUGGUGCCACUGGUACCGGUAUUGAUGGACAGACAGAGACAGCCUCCACUACUCAAGCGGCAACUGCAGUGCCAACGGAAACUACACCAUGCUCUACAGACGAUGAUUGUCUUCUCAAUGUCGCCCUUUGUGUUUUCAACGGCCUCAACAUCUGUACUUGCGUCGACGGAGUCUGCACGCAGCAGCCCGGAGGACCUGAAGGUUCAGGAGUCACCGGUUCUGACCUUGGAGCCUCAACUUCAGGCAACGGCGAGCCAACUGAUGGUGCUGGGUCGACAGUUACCGACGGUGCUGGAGAGACUGCUACUACAACAGGAGACCCAGCUGCGACAUCGUCAGUAUCGUGUUCCACGGAUGACGACUGUCUGACCAAUGCUGUCUUUUGCUCAGAUGGCUUGCUCAACCUAUGUAUCUGCGUCGAUGGCAUUUGUGUUCUUGACCCAACUUUAGCUUCGACCACUAAUGCCAACAACGGACAGACGACCACUGUCCAGGAUGCUACUACUACCGAUGCAGAGGCAGCCGCAACAUCGUCAGCUGUCGCUUGUACUACAGAUGAUGACUGCUUGGCUGACAUCGGCCUCUGUGUCGAUGGCUUGCUCAACCUAUGCAUCUGUGUAGAUGCUAUUUGUGUUCUUGAUCCAACUUUAGCUUCAACCACUGAUGCCAACAACGGACAGACAACGACCGUCCAGGAUGCUACCACGACGGAUGGAGAAGCAGCCGCAACAUCAUCGGCCGUUGCUUGUGAUACGGACGCUGACUGUUUGGCCGACCUAGGCCUCUGUGUUGAUGGGUUGAUCAAUCUAUGCAUCUGUGUAGAUGCCAUCUGCAUUGUCGAUCCAACCUUAGCCACAACAUCUGGUGCUGAUAAUGGACAGACAACUACAGACGCUGGUGCUACGACCACAGAAGAAGCACCAGCAGCGACAUCGUCAGCAGUGGCCUGUACUUCGGGUGAUGACUGCUUGGUUGAUGUUGGUCUUUGUGUAGACGGUCUACUCAAUCUAUGCCUUUGCGUAGAUGCUGUCUGCAUUCUCGAUCCAGCGUUAGCCACUACUACUGCUGAUGCUACUGGCACAGCGACUCAGCCAGCUCCAACAGAGACCACUGCAGUUGCCUGCUCCACAGCCGAUGACUGCACUGUCAAUGUAGACCUCUGUAUCAUUGGAGGGCUCAACCUUUGUGUCUGCCUCAACGGAGUUUGCGUUGCUGAUCCAGGCGGUCAAGAAACAACCGCUACGAACCCUACUGCGACGAACACGGGACCAGGAGCUACUUCCACAGCUAUAGCUUGCUCUACGGCUGAUGAUUGCGCUGUUGACGCGGAUCUGUGCCUCGAUGGAUUGCUCAACCUUUGCGUCUGUCUCAAUGGCGUCUGCGUUAAUCCUGGAGGAGGCAACGAUCAGACAACUACAGAGACUGGAGCUGGAGGAGGACCUACUACAGCACCAGUGGCUUGUACCACAGCUGAUGACUGUCUUGCUGAUGCUGAUCUCUGCUUGGACGGCCUGCUGAACCUGUGUGUCUGCCUCAACGCUGUUUGCGUCGUAGCAAACCCUGGAGGUGAUCCGACUGAAACAACUGAUCUGCCGCCUGCAAACACUAGAACACCGUGUGCCACCAACGGUGAUUGCACAGCGAAUGCGGCACUCUGUCUAGACGGCUUGCUCAAUAUUUGCGUUUGCCUCGAAGGCUUAUGUAUCGUCAAUCCCGUUGUCAAUCCCACUGAAACGACUGCUCCUGCACCAACCGAGACUGCGACGACUUCUUGCAACACUGCCGACGACUGUACUGCGAAUGCUGGUCUCUGCCUAGACGGGCUUCUCAAUAUUUGUCUCUGUGUCAAUGCAGUUUGUGUGGCAUCACCAGGCGGUGGCGGUAACAAUGGCGACCCUUGCAAUGACGAUACUGAUUGUACUGCUGCCGGAGCUAUAUGCCUUGACAGUGGUGUUUGUGGACCCGACCCAGGAAAUACACCAACUUCCUGUACUACAGCAGACGACUGCACUGCCAACGCCGCUCUCUGUUUGGACGGCUUGUUGAAUCUCUGCGUUUGUCUCAAUGCUGUCUGUGUACAAGCCGGUAAUGGCGGCGGGGACGGUGAUACCUGCACAGACGAUACUGACUGUACUACGGCUGGAUCUAUCUGUCUUGACAGCGGCGUCUGUGGACCCGAUCCGGGCAACAACCCAACUUCAUGUACCACUGCAGAUGAUUGUACGGCAAACGCUGGCCUUUGCCUCAACGGACUUCUCAACAUCUGCGUUUGUCUCAACGCUGUCUGCGUACAAGCCGGAGGGGGCGGAGGAGGAGGUACUGGCGACGCGUGCACCGGCAACGCUGACUGCAUCACCGCAGGAGAUGUAUGCACCAACGGCGUAUGUACAGCAGCAGGAGGCGGGGGUACAGACGCUUGUGUUGACGCCAACGACUGUCUCCUCUCGGUCAAUCCUCUUUGCGCUCUUGGUCUUUGUGUCUGCGUCGAUGCAGUCUGUGCUACAUCGCCCGACGUUGAUGAGUGUACCUCUAACGCAGGCUGUAGUACGGGUGCUACAUGUCAGAAUGGUGUUUGUGUCGACAACACUGAUUGCACUGGUGCGGCUGAUUGUCUUGCUAACCUUGAUCUUUGUGUUUUGCCGGGAGUUUGUGCUUGUGUCAAUGGUGUCUGUGGACUCGUUGGUAAUGGACCUACGCCGGAGUGCGCUGCUGCUGCAGAUUGUCGAACUCUACCGAGGUGUCGUCUAGGAUUGUGCCUUUGCGUGGCUGGACAGUGUAUUCUUGGAUAA